Molecule: messenger RNA, 5850 nt
Organism: Siniperca chuatsi (mandarin fish)
Lineage: Eukaryota; Metazoa; Chordata; Actinopteri; Centrarchiformes; Sinipercidae
Gene: wdr32
Product: WD repeat domain 32
Exons: 7
Coding region: 205-1785 (526 amino acids)
Cellular component (GO): Cul4-RING E3 ubiquitin ligase complex
Molecular function (GO): protein binding
Source: RefSeq, a predicted model, not a curated record
UUUGGACUGACUCCGCGGCGAUAAGGCGCUGCCAAGUCUGACAACAAAAUUUUAAUUUCCCCAACGUAACCUAUGCAGCUGGACUCCACUACAAUGGCAUAUUAAAGGGGUGGAGGAAGACACGGUUUCAUGCUCGGUAGGUGACCGGAGUCAGUCAACUUUUCGCCGUUGAGCAGAGACGCUGCGCGGCUGGGAGAAGCUACAAUGAGCUCGGAGCACCAGAGCGACAGCGAGGACGCCGACGAGUCGCAGGACAGGCCCAACAGCGGCAGCGUCUCCGACAAAGAGGAAGACCCUGACAUCGACGACUCGGACGUGGAAGAUGAAAUCGCUCCGGUGGUGUCUCCUUCACCCCCGGGGAGCAGCGGGGACAGGCCGGAGCGGAGUGCGAGGUCUCCGGCAUCGGAGGCGCGAGAUCCGGGCUGCCAACCGGCCGCCGCGCCGGAGACAGGGAGCGGCGGGGACUCCAGCAUCGAUAGCCGCAGGGGGAAUAGCCUGUUUUCCUGGCUGCAGAGCAGGACAAUAAGACGAGGGGUGUUUGUGGACCCAGCUAGGGAUAACUUCAGGACAAUGACCAGUUUAUACUGCUCUAUGAAUCCGGCUGUGGAGUCUAUCAACCUGAGCACUCAGACCCAUGGAGCGGUCUUCAACCUGGAGUACUCCCCGGACGGGUCUGUGCUGACUGUGGCCUGUGAGCAGACUGAGGUCCUGCUGUUUGAUCCCAUCUCAUCCAGACACAUCAAAACCCUGACCGAGGCCCACGAGGACUGCGUCAACAACAUAAGGUUUUUGGACAAUCGUUUGUUUGCCACCUGCUCCGACGACACCACAAUUGCAUUAUGGGAUCUCCGUAAGCUGAAUUCAAAGGUUUGCUCGUUGCACGGCCACGCCAGCUGGGUGAAGAAUAUCGAGUACGACACCAACACUCGUCUCCUCGUCACGUCUGGCUUCGACGGCAACGUCAUCACGUGGGACACUAACAGGUUUACAGAGGACGGCUGCCCGCACAAAAAGUUCUUCCAUACCCGCUACCUAAUGAGGAUGCGCCUGACACCCGACUGUUCCAAGAUGCUCAUCUCCACUUCCUCAGGGUACCUGCUCAUCCUCCACGACCUGGACCUCACCCAGUCCCUCGAGGUGGGCAGCUACCGCAUGCUGCGAGCGCGACGCACACCCCUCAGUUCAGAUGGAGGCACAUCAGCGUCCAGGUCAGCUGGAACUCCUCGCCAGGGAAACGACUCCAGCAAGAUCCACCCUCAUAGAGAAGGUCUUUCUCCCAGGAACAGCCUGGAGGUUUUGACUCCAGAGAUCCCCGGAGAGAGAGACCGAGGGAACUGCAUCACCUCCCUGCAGCUCCAUCCUAAAGGCUGGGCCACGCUCAUCCGAUGCUCCAGCAACAUGGACGACCAGGAGUGGACGUGUGUGUACGAGUUCCAGGAGGGAGCACCCACCCGCCCGCUGGUCUCCCCCCGCUGCUCCCUCCGCCUCACCCACUACAUCGAGGAGGCCAACGUCGGCAGGGGCUACAUCAAAGAGCUGUGUUUCAGCCCGGACGGACGACUCAUCUGCUCCCCGUAUGGCUACGGCGUCCGCCUGCUGGCCUUCGACGAGAACUGUGGCGAGCUGGCCGACUGCCUGCCCGUUCAGACCAGCUGCCUCAGGGAGAUCCGCUCCAUCUACUCGCACAGCGACGUGGUGCUCACCACCAAGUUCUCCCCAACACACUGCCAGCUGGCCUCGGGCUGCCUCAGUGGACGCGUUGCCCUUUACCAGCCCAAGUUUUAGCAACCCAAUGCUAUCAAAGAACGAUGCACUGCAGACCUGGGUAAAGAAGUUCUCAUCAGGGCCUCAAAAUGCCCAGAAUACUUUUCGUACGACUACAUAUUUUUGAUUUUAGACUCCUAUCAGCUAAUAUAUGCAGAUUUUUGUUGUGCUAAGACUAUAUCUACAUAGUAAUAUGGCCUUCUUGGCACCCUUUGGUAUAAAUUAUAUCAAAACCAUCAAAGGAAAUUAAAAUUUUCAAAAAUUCAGAAUCUUUAAGUACCCCGAAUCACAUUUCCUAGCAUUUGUUUUAAAGUGCUGAAGUGGUACAGAUGGGUGGGAUUUACUAUAUGCCGAUAUUUCAGAUAGUCUGACGCAUGGCAUAACUGGAAUAUUGGGAUUUUUCUGGACUCUCUGCCAGACAAAUCUGUAGCGAAGACUCCACCCAUCUGGUACCUAAAAGGGAUAAAGCAAAGAUUUUAAGUACUUCUAGACCCAGGUCUGCAGCCGUGAAGCAGAGUUUGUUGGGGUGUGAACCGCUGACGGCCACUGACCUGAAUUAAAAAAAUUGAAGGAUAAGACUUAAGCUGUGGCCACUUGACCAGGGUGCAGUAGUGGAUGAAAACUUUCAGCCUCUCUGACCCUGAACUUUAAGAACAAAAAUGGAAAAAAUAACACUUUGAGGCACCAAAACAAAAAACUGCAAACUUAACUCCCAUCUAGACUGAGGAGAGGAAGUCCAAACCUUGACGCUCUUGAUCAUUAAAUCAAGAGAUGCAACAUGGCAUCAGUCAAAAACAAACUCUGCAGUUUGUCUGUGGCUCUUUUUCAUGCUAAAGAUUAAUUUUGGUCUCUAUAGCAGUAGAAAACUUUGACUUAUUUUGAGACUCGGCACAACCAGAUGUUGCUGUCUCGGGACAAAAACACUAAGGAUGCAGACAAACAGUCACAUAUUAAUUCAUUAAUUCUAACGAGACAAACAAGAAACAGGCGCUUGUGUUUGUCAUCUGCGCUGUCGUUGAUCGUCUUGACACGGCGUCCUCUGCUGCAGAUCGUGUCGCUCUCAGCUGCUCCGCUCUGCUCAUGCCUUUUCUACAGGUGCUGCUUCUCUGCUCAUACAAUCUGAACUAUGACCCCCGACUUCAAGGACCUCAUCAUCAACGCCUUUCCGCUUUACCUACCUUUUUGUUUUCCAUCUCCACCCUGUUUCCGCCUUCAUAGUCUUUACUGGUUUGGUUUUUAGUGGUUUUAUUGGUGUAUUAAUGUUGGCACUACUUGUUCACGGUGUUUGAUUCAUUUGAUUCUGUUUGCCAUCGUUGAGGCCGCUUGAGGCACUUCUCAUUUCCCUUCACAGUUUGCGUGGUUUUAUUUUGAACCUGUGAAUGGAAACUUGCUGUCUGGACAAUAGAAAAGUCCAGCUCCUGUCAGUAUCUCAGUUUUCAAAGUAUCCCACCCUGACAUUUUCCAGACCCACUUUCUCUACAAACCACUCUUACAAGAUUUUCAUACUUUUGCGAAGGAAAUACUAAUUUAUUUCACAUAUUUCUUCCCUAAAAGACAAGGUUGGUCUGUGUUUUUUACAUAGAGCACGGUAGUCCUUCUCUGAAUACUUUCUGACUUCCCUAUCUUGUCUGUGCACUCAGCCCAAGCCUAGUUCCUAUUGAAGACAUAAAUCUUUACUAACAGCUCACAAAUACAUAGUUUAAAGGCUCGGUAAUUUCCUGAAACAGGUGGUCACUGUAGUUUGUAGCAAACAUUACUCAAACAGGAGUAAAUAGGGAAAUUGUUGGGGACUACUUUCAGCCGCGGAGUAAUACACAAUUAGUGUUCUAGUGAGUAUUACGGCAGCAGGACAGCGUAUAUGGGAUAGAUACAACAAAAAACUACAGUGGCACAGAGGAAUAAGAUAUAUCAGUAUUUGGCCACACAGACAAUACUAGUUAGUAGAAUCAAUUCAUUGCUGGUUUUGGUCUUUUCAUGGGAUUUGUUGAAUAUUACCAGCCUCACCCUUUAAUCAGCUUUUUGACUCUUUGCAGAAGAAGUUGCCUCAGCAUCAUCAUUAACCUUUGAAGGAUGAAAUUGUUGCCAAGAAACAUUUGACUCGUAUUUUUGACCUUGUACCUCAUUUUGUUGGUUUUUGAAGAGAGUUUUGAUCCACAUCAGUGUUUCUUCCACCCCCGCACUCCCCCAUCACAUCCAGUUUGUCAUUUUUACAAUGUUGUCAUAAAAGUGACCAGUCGGGUUUUUUCCUCUGUAAGGACCGAAUGGAUUGCUUUGACUGUUCUAGUAUCGGCAAUGCUUUUGUGUUUUCAACUAGUGUAGUAUAGCUGCUGUAAGAGCCAAGCACAUGCGUGGAUGUUACACUUUAAUGUAAACUGGUUAGAGUACACACUGACUGACUGCAGUAUAGAUAUAACAUAAACAAAAGAUAGACAUUAGCUUAUACUACUAUGCAUACCAGCCUUCAUGAAGAUUCUCCUUUCUUAUUUAUGCGAGGGUGAUGCUCUGUGUGGAGCUGUCCGAUGCCAAAAUAUGUUUUGCUUGGACAAGGCAGUGCUUCUCCUCUGUAGUGGAACUGUGAGCUGAGAACUAAAGGUGAACAUCUGCUAUUAUGGAUUUUUUUUUUUAAAGUUCUUUACAUGUGGCAAAAACUUAAAUUUUAAAAGAAUUUAUUGAAAUUUUUGGAAAUACGCUUUCUUGCCAAAAGUUAGAUGAGCAGAUCGAUACUUGUCUCACACUUGUCCGUUGAAUAUAAGGCUACAGCAAGCAGUCGGUUAGCUUAGCUUAGCAUAAAGUCUGGAAACAGGGGUAACGGCUAUCCUGGCUCAGCCCAACAGUCACAAAAUCUACCUAUCAGCACCUUUUUAAGAUCACUAAUUAACAUAUUAUAUCUUGUUUGUUUAAUCUGUAUUAAAACAGAAGUGUAAAACAGAAAAUUUGCCGUUUUAUGGGUGGUUAUGUACCUGACUAUUUCCUGGCUGGGACCAGUAACUGUCUGGAGUCUCCGCUGGUUGCCUGGCAACCAAACAAUAAAGAAAUAGUCCAGAAAAUUACCCCCUUAGAACGACAACUUGUCGUUUUUCCACUUCAGUUUUUAUACAGAUAAAACAAACGAAGUAUGUGUUAAUUAAUGAGCUUUAUAGGUGCUGGUAGGUGGGUUUGUUGCUGUUUUACAGAGCCAGGCUAACUGUUUCCCGCUGUUUCCACUUUGCGCUAAGCUAAGCUAACCGGCUGCUCGCAGUAGCUUCAUAUUAACCGUUUACACAUAAGAGUGGUAUCAAUCUUCUCAUCUAACCCACUUCCAGAAAGUGUAAUAAGUGUAUUCCCCAAAAUGUUUGAAAACAAAAAUGACAUGAUUGAGACAUUUCAUUUAAAUUUGAGGAGAAAAGAUGAAGUUGUCUGAACACAGAUGUGAUUUCAUAAUUCCCAGCUCACAACAUGGUCCUGUAUGUACUGACAAAGGAUGCUUUCAACACUUUGUACCUCAGUUAACCGCUCAAAAUGUGCGUAUUUCACAAAUGGCGUCCAUUUCUCUUUCAGUUCAGUCAAUUCAGGGACUUUUUCCCCCUCUGGAAUAACUCAUUUCCCAAGUUACAGACAUUAAAAAAUACUCAAAUGAUUUCACUGGUUAACUGUUAAAUUUAUAGUUUGUUUUUUUUUAAAUUGACUGAGCUGAAGGUUAAAGGACCUGCCAUGCUGUAUAUUCAAUGCUGCUUUUAUUUUACUUAUAUUCACAAGCUCUUCGGAGAGAAGUGUCUUAUCUGCCAUUUUCACUUCAGGUAUACAAACUAAAAAACCGGGUUCAUUUUUAUGAAUUUGUUCUUUAUGUUGUUGUUUUUUUUGGUCAGUCCUGUUCUAGGUUUUAACCUGUAUUCUGUUGUGGAUUAAUUGAAUGUUCUUAGUAGUUCUGGUGUUACCUGCACACUGUCACCUCAACUGGUCACAGAUGGAGGAGGGGUGGACAAGAGAUGAAAACAUGUUGAAUUGCUCACACUGUUUCCUAAAUUGCUAUACACAGCAAGUAAUCCCAACAAUAAUACUAAAAUGGUACUUAUUAUCACUGAAAUAAAAAGGUUAGCUUCUUUUGCA